CAUUAUAAGCGAAUAAGAAUUGUAAGUAAAUAGAUUAUUAUUAUAAGAAUAAUCUUUAAAAAAUGGACAUUUUUAUCGCAAUAUUUCUGGUGGUUUGCAGUACACUGCUCACACUAGCGGUACAGAGUAGAGGAAAAAACGUUGCGAGAAAAAACAAGGAUGUGAAAACAAAGUUUUCGAAAAAGGUUUUAAAGUCUAGUUCUCUUCUUUCCAAACACUCUCAGGAGUUUAAUAAAAAAGAAAUCUUAAAGAUUUCUGGAAACAUCUACGUUGCUAUUGGUUAUGGAUUAGCAAACUGUAUAAUGAUCGAGGGAACAGAUGGAGUUAUCAUAAUCGACACCUUAGAGAGUUGCGAAGUUGCUAGAGAGGUAAAAGCUGAAUUUGAGAAGAUAACUACAAAACCUGUUGUUGGAAUUAUCCUGACACAUUUUCAUGCUGACCAUGCAUCUGGUACAGAGGUGUUUACUGAAGGAGUAGAAGAAGUUCCCAUCUACGCACAUGAUUCAUUUCCAAAAUAUUUUAGUCAGGUAAUGGAUGUCCGGAGCCAAAUAACGUUUAAAAGAGCUGUGAGGCAAUUUGGGACAGAAAUACCUGAAGAAGUAAAAGAAAAUGCUGGGAUAGGAAUCAGCUUAAGAUUGGACGGAUCGACAACAACAUCAUACAUUUUCCCAACAAAAACAUUCUCAGACAAACUUAUUGUUGAGCUAGCUGGUAUUGAACUGGAGUUGAUACACGCUCCUGGGGAAACAAAUGAUCAGAUUAUUGUUUGGUAUAAGACAGAGAAGAUUUUAUUUCCCGCGGAUAAUAUAUACAAAGCGUUUCCGAACCUUUACGCGAUACGAGGAACUAUGCAUAGAGAUACACUUCAGUGGGUUGAAGCACUGGACUUGAUGAUCCAACUAGAACCAGACAUUUUAGUUCCACAGCAUACAAGGCCCUUGCAUGGACGGUCUGAAGUACUUCAAACCAUCACAGCUUAUAGAGAUGCAAUACAGUUCGUUCAUGAUCAAACAGUUAGAUUUAUGAAUAAGGGUUUCAACGGAAACGAAAUUGCACAGAUUGUAAAACUACCACCUCACCUAAUCAAUCAUCCAUAUCUUAUAGAAUAUUACGGAACCGUAGAAUGGUCUGUAAAAGCGGUGUACCAUGGGUAUAUGGGAUGGUUUUCAGGGAGGCCAGCUGACCUGCAUCCUCUACCCAGGAUAGAGGAGGCAUCUCUAUACCUAGACCUUGCAGGUGGAGUAUACAGAGUGUUGGAAGCUGGAGAAAAGGCUUUGAAAGAUGAUAACGCUCAGUGGGCUCUACAACUAGCUGAUCUUGUUCUAGAUGCUGGACAAGCAGAACCAGAGGAUAUCAAGAGUGCCAAAAAAAUUCGGAGUCGUGCACUAUUAAUACUUUCAACCAGGGAGAUAUCAGCUCCAGGUAUGAACUGGUACCUAACUGAAGAUAUGGUGAUGCAGGGACUCGAUAUUAUUCCAUCUAAAAAAUCUAAAGCACAGAGAAUUAAACGCGGCAGUGUUCUAAGUUUAUUCCAAAUGUUGACCUGCAUGUUGGAUAGUUCAGCUACUGAACAGGUCAACUUAAACACCGGCUUUAACUUCACAGAUAGUGGAAAGAGAAUAUAUGUUUGUAUUCGACGUGGAAUAGCCUUGGUGAAAGAGGGAAGCAUUACUGAUGGAGAGGAAAAUGUUGAUAUUAAAGUAACAACUACAGAAAACACGUGGAAAGAGAUUAUGGCCAAGGAGAAAAGUGCAGUAUCUGCUGCAAUGACGGGACUAAUUAAGGUUGAGCCUGGAAUACAACAAUUAGGAGUUUUCUUCUCUUACUUCGAUAUCAAUGGUUAAGCCACCAUGAUUUACUAGCUUGAAUACAAGUUUACAGUGCUAACUUUUGUUAAAAAUGUUAUCUUUAAUCAAUGGUUUCUUUGUUAACGUAAAUAUUUUUUUACUGUUUUUAAAAUAAAAUAAAGGGUGCAGUUUCUAAAAAAAACCACA
This is a messenger RNA of Eurytemora carolleeae, 1994 nucleotides long. Its product is annotated as putative alkyl/aryl-sulfatase YjcS. The coding region runs from base 63 to 1844 and encodes 593 amino acids. Gene Ontology annotation, molecular function: linear primary-alkylsulfatase activity; protein dimerization activity. Gene Ontology annotation, biological process: dodecyl sulfate metabolic process. NCBI's taxonomy places the organism in Eukaryota, Metazoa, Arthropoda, Copepoda, Calanoida, Temoridae. The record is from RefSeq and is a predicted model, not a curated record. The transcript has 23 exons.